AUGGACCUGCGUCAGUCAGAGCUGCUGCAGCAUGGUGCCCAGAUAAAGGAGGCCCAGGCCAGAUUUGGGGGACCGGGCGGGGCCUGGAGAGCCAAGGGGAGGCACCGAGCGGGUGGCCCCGGCUCACAGGCCAAGACCGACGGCGGCGACGCCCUGAGCGAGCAGAGCGGCGCGCCCCCGCCCUCCACGCUGGUGCAGGGCCCCCAGGGGAAGCCGGGCCGUACAGGCAAACCCGGACCUCCGGGACCCCCCGGGGACCCGGGUCCUCCGGGCCCUGUGGGGCCACCUGGGGAGAAGGGUGAGCCGGGCAAGACCGGCCCUCCCGGGCUACCUGGCGCGGGGGGCAGCGGCGCCAUCAGCACGGCCACCUACACCACGGUGCCACGCGUGGCCUUUUAUGCCGGCCUCAAGAACCCUCACGAGGGCUAUGAGGUGCUCAAGUUCGACGACGUGGUCACCAACCUAGGCAACAACUACGACGCGACCAGUGGCAAGUUUACGUGCAACAUUCCCGGCACCUACUUUUUCACCUACCACGUCCUCAUGCGCGGCGGCGACGGCACCAGUAUGUGGGCGGACCUCUGCAAGAACGGCCAGGUUCGGGCCAGCGCCAUAGCCCAGGACGCAGAUCAGAACUACGAUUACGCCAGCAACAGCGUGAUCCUGCACCUGGACGCUGGCGACGAGGUCUUUAUCAAGCUCGACGGAGGCAAAGCGCACGGCGGUAACAGCAACAAAUACAGCACGUUCUCCGGCUUCAUCAUCUACUCCGACUGAGCAUCCCGCGUCCCCCUCCACCGCCCCCCCCUCCCCGGGAUUCCCGGGGAAGGGGGACAGAGGAGGAUCCAUCUCCUGCCCGUUCCCAGCUGCCAGUCCUCCCGGCUAUGACGCCCAGGCCCUGCUCUCCACCCGCCCGGGCUGCAGUUAGGCCCUCACGCUGAUGCGCCGCAGAGCCGGUCCAGCGCGUCGCGUCCCGAUGCAGGGAGGCAAGGUUGACCGCCCCUGCCCCGGCCCGCGCUGUGUGUUUGUACACUAGGACUGUUUGCUGCCCUCCUCCGUUCGCCAGCCCUAGUCUUGGGGCCCGUCUCAGCGGGACUGGCGUCCAGAGCUCGGAAGCGCUGUCCUCCGGCUCCCCGGUGGCGCCGCCUGGGGGAAGGGUGGGGGUAGGGCUGGGAUAGCUUCCCAGCACCCCCAGAAGCUCCUGCCCCAGUCUGACCAAAGCUAUAAUAAAAACACU
This is a messenger RNA of Condylura cristata (star-nosed mole), 1237 nucleotides long. RefSeq names its product complement component 1, q subcomponent-like 1 (gene C1QL1). Bases 1 to 777 code for a protein of 258 amino acids. The record is from RefSeq and is a predicted model, not a curated record. The transcript is spliced from 5 exons. Gene Ontology annotation, molecular function: protein binding. NCBI's taxonomy places the organism in Eukaryota, Metazoa, Chordata, Mammalia, Eulipotyphla, Talpidae.